Messenger RNA from Thlaspi arvense, 240 nucleotides. The record is from the annotation of a GenBank genome assembly. NCBI's taxonomy places the organism in Eukaryota, Viridiplantae, Streptophyta, Magnoliopsida, Brassicales, Brassicaceae.
AUGCCAUGUAUCAGGUGUUUGAAAACAGAUUCUCUCUCUUCUUUUCUUUCUCCGAAGCUAUGCUCGAUUCCUCCUUGUUUCAACUCACCCCUACUCACACCAGAUUCGAUUUGGUGCUUUUCUGUGGGAGUAAGAAGGAGAAAUUGGCUUCUGAAAUUUUCGAACCCUUCAUCUCUCACCUCAAAUUCGCUAGAGAUUAAAUCUCUAAAGGCGGUUACUCUAUUUCUCUUUCCAUCAUAA